This is a messenger RNA of Exaiptasia diaphana, 1010 nucleotides long. RefSeq names its product adenosine receptor A2b-like. Gene Ontology annotation, cellular component: membrane. The record is from RefSeq and is a predicted model, not a curated record. The coding region runs from base 70 to 885 and encodes 271 amino acids. Gene Ontology annotation, biological process: G protein-coupled receptor signaling pathway. NCBI's taxonomy places the organism in Eukaryota, Metazoa, Cnidaria, Anthozoa, Actiniaria, Aiptasiidae. Gene Ontology annotation, molecular function: G protein-coupled receptor activity. The transcript has a single exon.
AAAAAGCUCUUCAUUGUUUGGUAGCGUUGCGUUUUCUAGGGCUAGUACACAAGCCGCAUCAAAUCCAGCAUGAUCUUUAUAUAYGCGUUGUGCUUCAUCAACGCUCUYUUAGCUUCCACUGCCAUUAUCGUCAAUGCUGUAGUGUUCUUUGCUAUAGUYUCAACUCCACAUCUUCACAAGCCUUCCAAUAUUCUUCUGUGCAGUCUCACAGUGUCAGACUUUGGCGUUGGCUCCAUUGUGCAGCCAGUUUUUAUAUUCUAUCUAUUGGGUUAUCGAARGCUUCUUCUAARUGCAUUUGGACUCUCAGCGGUYUUCUUCACGGGUGUGUCUUUCGUCACCAUGACACUCCUCGCAAUUGAUCGCGUCCUUGCUCUACAGCUUCACCUGCGUUAUAACGUUAUGGUGACAGUAAAAAGAACUCUGCUUCUCCUCGCGAUGAUUUGGAUAAACUCUUCGUUAUUACUGGUACAGUUCCAGAAAGGAAAUUAUUUCGUCUCGACGGGAAUAAUUGUURUAUGUUCAAUCAAAGGCUGCACGAUAACAUCGAUAUGUUACUUCAAAAUUAUUCGCACAGUCCGACGACAUAAACGGCAAAUUCAAACCCAAAUGCAGGUGUUCAAUAUCCCYGUCAUUAAACAAAAUCGUUCUCUCAUCACUAUGUUUAUAAUUCAUGCGAUUUUCGUUGCUUGUCUCCUGCCUUUGGUCGUCACAUUGUUGCAUAUAAGUUUCACGAGCGACGACCAAGUAAAGGAUGUUUAUUCUUCAAGCAAUAUUUUUUGGGCGUCGACGCUCGUCUUAAUGAACUCGAGCGUCAAUCCGUGUGUUUAUCUCUCGAGGAURAGAGGCUUAAGAUGCGCUGUGAAGAAGCUUCUUGACAAGUUUUAAAGGUUUUGAAAUGAACUGCACAUAAUAAUAGCUACCAGACAUACUUCUUGGGUAACAUCGUUGCUUUCUGUAAAAGAUAAACAUCGUCGCUACAGUUAUCUUUUUUUAAAUCUGGAACUGGUAUU